CAACUUUGUGCUGAACUGUCUCGAACGUGAACGGAGCUGUGUCCAUUCACUGUAUUGAGAAGACUGUAAAGAUUAGACGAAACAUGGCGAAUGAGUCUACGGCUGGCGAUUCUGGUAAGGAAUCCUCCAUUGAGCCCAGCAAUGAUGAUUAUGGUGACUACCCACCGGGCACUAUUGUGCUUGCGAAGUUGAAGUCGUUCCCUCCAUGGCCAGCGAUUGUGAUUCCAGAUGAUCUCGUCCCUGAGGGCGUUGCAUCCUCUAAGCCUAAGAAGCCGGCUUCUUCCUCUGGAGCACGCUCCUCCAGAGCUUCACGCUCCAGGCGCAAAUCAACGGCGGCGCAGUCGCAGACGUCACAGCAGGAUUCAAGACUGUGGUGUGUAAGGUUUCUCAAAGAUGAUACGUUUAUGUGGGCCACUGCCAAUGACAUUUCGCUGUUGACAAAAGAACAGAUUGAGAAGUUUUUGUCGAAGAACCCCAAGAAGGGUAUCCGUAGUGCGUAUGAAAUGGCACUUGAUCCACCGGAAGUUGAAGAAUUCAUCAUUUAUGGAAGCGAUGGUAAACCAAUUGAUAUUGAUAACGAAGCCGAUGAUGCCGAUUUCGAGGAUGGAGAAUCAACUCCUGACGAUGACGACGAAGAUGCAAUUGAGGAGGAAGGGCUGGAAGAAGAUGACGAUGAUGUUGAAUUACUCACAGAUGAAGAAGUUGAGACAAAACGUACAAGUAAAAGGACACGGAAAACUACAAAGUCCACACCAAGAAAGAAAGCAAAACCUGCACCGGUUAAGAAAAAGGCAACGAAGAGGGGAGGUUCCAAAGCUAAAGUCGUUGAAGAGCCUGAGACCUCAUCAGAUGAAGAUUGGGAUGCACCUGAUGAUGAUAGUGAACCAGUUGCCGUUGAUAUCCUAACAUCUGAAGAGAUCUCAAAGAUCAUCAAGAAAACUACGCCACUAUUUUUAAAAGCCAGAUUAGCAUUACAAUCCACCUUUUUAUCUGGGAAAGAGAUAACUGAUAAUUUGAAACAAAUCAAUACUACUCUGGACUCACUGGAGAAGUCAGAGUACCCACAUGUUGGUAUUAUCAAGGCCACGGGGUUGCAUAAAGUCAUCUUUGACAUUUUAAAAAGGCCAGAUCUUACAACAAGAGAAUUGUCCAAGGUUAGAUCGAGACUAGAGAAAUUGGCAAAGGAGUGGUUUGAUGUCACCAUAGAUGUUGAAGAGUCAUGGAACUUUGAAGAACAAAAUGAGGAGUCAAAGGACGAAGAGUCAGAGGUGAAGAAGGAGGAAACUGGUGCCUCUGAUAUCAAAGAAGAAACAGAGUCUACCAACAACCAUCCUACUAAUGGGUCAACUACUAAAGCAGAAGAGUAGUUUUGAAUCAUCUUGGGGGGAGGGGGCAUUCACCUGUUUGAUACAAAACGAAGAUACAUGUGUACUAGAUAACUCUUUAUAGCAAUUACCGAA
Messenger RNA from Williopsis jadinii, 1460 nucleotides. It is a transcript of the gene IOC4, whose product is annotated as Ioc4p. Bases 84 to 1367 code for a protein of 427 amino acids. The transcript has a single exon. Lineage: Eukaryota; Fungi; Ascomycota; Saccharomycetes; Phaffomycetales; Wickerhamomycetaceae. The record is from RefSeq and is a predicted model, not a curated record.